CGCUUCUCCAGUGGUGCCAAUUACGCACAGAGAUGUGCUGAGGUACAUCCAAGGAAACAACACUUUAAACGGUGUAAUUACAGAGGUGGCUGUUUGUGUCAUACAUCUCUUUCUUUGAGGACCUAUAAUCUGGCUGUCACCAAUGACUGUCACCUACACAGCCAGAGUUGCAAACGCCCGUUUCUGUGGCUUCUCCAAGCUGCUGCUGGCCUGGAAAGGCAGCAUCUACAAGGUGCUGUACAAAGAGUUCCUGGCUUUUUUUGCCAUGUAUACCGCCAUCAGCAUCACUUACAGAUUUUUCCUGUAUGAUGAUCAGAAGAGGUAUUUUGAAAAGCUGGCAAUUUAUUGCAACCACUAUGCCAGUCUCAUCCCUAUGUCCUUUGUACUGGGUUUCUAUGUGACCCUGGUGGUGAACCGUUGGUGGAGCCAGUACACCAGCAUCCCGCUCCCAGACAGGCUCAUGUGCGUCCUGUCUGGGGGCCUCCAGGGGAGCGAUGAGAGGGGUCGCCUGCUGAGACGAACCAUGAUGCGUUACGCCAGUCUGUCUGCCCUGCUCAUCCUCCGCUCUGUCAGCACGGCGGUAUUCAAACGUUUCCCCACCAUGGAUCACGUGGUGGAGGCUGGAUUCAUGUCAAGAGAGGAACGAAAGAAGUUUGAGGGUCUCCACUCUCCUUAUAACAAAUACUGGAUCCCCUGCGUUUGGUUCACGAACCUGGCGGCUGUGGCCCGCUGUGAGGGCAGGAUCAAAGAUGAUCACACACUCAAACUACUGCUGGAGGCACUGAAUGCGUUCAGAGGGAAGUGCAGCAUGCUGUUUCAUUACGACAUGAUCAGUGUUCCUCUGGUCUACACUCAGGUGGUGACUCUGGCAGUGUACAGUUUUUUCCUGGUGUGUUUGAUUGGUCGCCAGUUCCUGGACCCCAAUCAAGGUUAUCCAGGUCAUGACCUCGACCUCUACGUGCCCAUCUUCACUUUGCUACAGUUCUUCUUUUAUGCUGGGUGGCUCAAGGUUGCAGAGCAGCUGAUCAACCCUUUUGGAGAAGAUGAUGACGACUUUGAGACCAACUGGCUGAUAGACAGAAAUUUCCAGGUGUCCAUGAUGGCGGUGGACGAGAUGUAUGGAGAUCUGCCGAUGAUGGAGAGAGAUCGUUACUGGAAUGACUCCAACCCUAGGCCUCCCUACACUGCCGCCACUCUCUUUGUCCUCCGCAAACCCUCCUUCCAGGGGUCCACUUUCGACAUGGCGAUCCCUAAAGAGGAGAUGCACUUCCAGCCUCUGGAGAAUAUUGCUGAGAACAUGGAAGAGUCGGGCAGUCGUCACGCCAACAUGGCCCUCUUCAACCGCCUUCUCAACGCAGCCCCCUCCCCCACUGGCUUCAUGGGAGGGGCUCUUCGCCGCACCUCAGCACAGCUCCAGAGGCUACGCCACUCUCCCAGCAUUGACCAAUGCACCAGCGAUGAUGACGACGAUGAAGGCGGUAAAAUAGGUAAAGGUGGGUCUCUGCCUUCAGGGCUGGGGCAGGACACCCAGAGCACUGUGUGCAGCUUCAGGGAGGAGGUGAGCGCCAAAACGCCUCUGCUGGAGAUUCAGUUUGGUGCAGAGCAGGAGAGGCAAGGAGGGCAUCCUGCCGUCUGUGAGAAGAGGGAGGUGAGUGGAGUGGAGGGGAAGAGUGAUGAAGAGUGGCAGAUGUGGGAGGAAAGAAGGAAGGAAGAGAGUACAAUGGAGGAGAGCCAAGCUCCUGUGUCACUGCUUCCUCCACCCCCCCAGUCCUCAAGAGAGACGACCACUCAGUCAGCCUCUGCCACUCCCUUCACCUCCCGUCACCCCUCUGCCUUCCUGUUUCACCCAGCUGUCCACUCCAGUCUGGAGCACUGCAGCUCCCAGCCAGCUAUCAACCAGAACAGAGCUGUGCCCACCAUUCCCAAACCUCCCUUUGGUGGAAACAAAAUGUCAUUACUCACUGUGCCGUCUUACGACGAACCUCAGCGCUUUCGCAGUGUGAGCAUGGGAUCAGAGCUCACUGGGUCCUAGGUGGACGGUGGAUUGUGAUGU
Messenger RNA from Epinephelus moara (kelp grouper), 2053 nucleotides. RefSeq names its product bestrophin 2 (gene best2). The record is from RefSeq and is a predicted model, not a curated record. Gene Ontology annotation, molecular function: chloride channel activity. The transcript has 10 exons. Bases 143 to 2032 code for a protein of 629 amino acids. Lineage: Eukaryota; Metazoa; Chordata; Actinopteri; Perciformes; Serranidae.